UGCUCUUCUUCUCCUUUCUUCCCGCUGCAGCCACUCGAAAGAAAAAGAAAGAGAACCCAGCCAUGCCUUUGAGAAACCGGUGAGAUAAGCUUGGUUUUCUCCUUCCUUUCUUGCUCUAGAACACACCUAGAACCCAGAAAUCUUUUCCCCCCUGCUGGAAAAGCCGGAUCUGCCCUGCUCUGCUUUGUCCUUCCGCCGGCUGCUCUUGAUUGUGGGGGUGAUUUGCUCCGGUUUUGGGUAAGAAAUAGCUCGAAUUCUCCCUUCUCUAGCUUUGAAUUGCCCUGGGUUUACUUUAAUUGCUCUUAUUCCUCCAAUUUUUGGGUAGCCGUGAGCUUUCUUCUUCCAUGCCGCCGGCCUUCCCCAAUCUGCUAGCUCCGGUUCCUUGCUUGUAAAUUCUGGUUCCCGAUCGUUCUGUCAGUUAGCAUUGAGAUUGAGUGCUCGGUUUUAUGCAAGUGAGGUAAGUAAAUUUAUGGUAAUGCCUGUACUGUUUUAAAAGCAUGUUUUGAUUUGUUUUUAAAGUGGUGGCGGGACUAAACCCGUUUUACACAAGUAUGACUUAUUUGAAGUGAAAUGUUUUAUGCUUUUCAUUAAAUUGAGCAUGCCUACUUGAAAUUUAAGUGACUGUCUUGAUGAUUUGAAGGUGAUUGUGAAUCGUGAUUUUCUGUUAACUUCUGCCUGUUUUGUCUCCGAUACGAUCAUGUUAUUCUGUUGCCCGCUAGUGGGAGGUCAAACGCUAGCACAUGUCGACAUGUUUCUGAUAGAACCGGUUCAUUCCUGUAAUCCUACUAGUGGGAGUCAAACACUAGUAAUUUCUGUUGCCUGCCAGUGGGAGGUUUAAACAUUGGCCAUAACCUAUAGAGGAGACGUCUAUUUCGUUCCCGUACUUGUAUCCGUUUUCCGAUUACACUGGUUGGCAUGCUUUAAGUUUGAUAAGGGGCACUCCAUAUUUACUUACUGAGUUUAUCUCAUAGUUUUUCUUUGUCCACCAUUUCAGGAAAUGAAACUGAGGACGGGAAAACCACGGGAAGUGACGAGUUAGAAGGCUAGCAAUUUCGAGAUUGAUUAGAUUUUAGAAACAAAUCAUGAUCUUGUAUUUGGAGAUUUUAAUUGGAGAUUUAUGAUAUCAGAGAGUUUAUAAAAUUUGAUUUUCAGA
This is a messenger RNA of Rubroshorea leprosula, 1153 nucleotides long. NCBI's taxonomy places the organism in Eukaryota, Viridiplantae, Streptophyta, Magnoliopsida, Malvales, Dipterocarpaceae. The record is from the annotation of a GenBank genome assembly.